GUGACACCUUCUUUUUACAAGUACGCCUAAAAGCUUGUGUAAACAGGAGACGCGAAUGGGAGUUACUGUAGUUGUUCGUCGACACGGGAUUAUCGUGUGGGAUUAUAUGUGUUAGUUGUACGAGUUUUAAAUGGGGCUAGAGAUUAACAGCACAACAUACGGGUCCUGUUGUGGUUAUCGCUACUAACUGACCCUCACGUCACAGCAGCUGGAGCUCGUGCGGCUAACCUGUUAGUUAGCGGUGUUAGCAUAGCGAAACCGUAGCUCUGAUAUCAGACUUUUACUCAGUAUUAUAUCAGUGUGCGCCUUAUUUAUUUGACUACAUUACGCCGAAAUAGAAAAUAGUGAGAGAGAAAAGCGUACAAUGUUAGCUCGGUAGUGCUAAGCUUGUUAGCUUGCUAGCUAGGCGAACUUAGACCAGCUAAGGUACAACAGUGCUGCGUUAGCAACCGGAAUAAAAGCGCGUGACAUGGUAAACAACAAACUUGUCAAGUUUAUUUAUUUCCUCUAACCAUCAGCUCCGAAGCCAUAUCACGGGACAUGUAUAGGUAGCUACUGAGCAGUGUAGCCUUCACCAAAGGCCGUGUGAUUUUAAAGAAACACUUGAAUAUAAAAUCAACGCAGAAAGCUACAAGCUAAUUAACGUCACGAGUCUAAGAUACACGUCGUGGUUUGUGGUCUGAUUUGGUGGUGUGUGUGUGUGUGUGUGUGUGUGUGUGUGUUGGCGCAGCUGCAUUACUACCCCAUGACCCAAACUGGAAGUUCUGUUCAUCCAGCUGUGCCACCGGAAUAACAAUGUCGGACAAUCAGGGUAACCUGAACAACAAUAACGUGCCUCUGAACAACAACAAUGGCGCGGCGAACCGACUCCGAAACCCGAACGUGAAUCAGAACCCACUCAUCAAUGUGCGGGACCGACUCUUUCACGCGCUCUUCUUUAAGAUGGCAGUCACUUACUCCAGACUGUUUCCUCCAUCUUUCCGGCGGGUUUUCGAGUUCUUCGUCCUUCUGAAGGCCUUAUUUGUUCUCUUCAUUCUGGCCUACAUCCACAUCGCCUUUUCUCGUUCUCCUAUUAACUGCUUGGAGCACGUUCGUGAGAAGUGGCCACGCGAUGGAAUCCUGCGUGUGGAGAUCCAGCGCAAUUCCAGUCGUGCACCAAUAUUUCUGCAGUUCUACGAGACCGAGGGAUUUCAGGGGCUUGUCAAAGAGCCAAACGGGGACACGGAGGACAUCAGCCGAAUUCCAGUUCACCAAGAGGAUGAAGAUGAAGAGGAGAUGACGGUUGACAUGUUCGACAACAGCUCUGUGAGGUUCGAGCUGGACAUUGAACCACAACUGAAGCCUUUGGUGAGCAAUGGCGCCCCAGGCUCAGGCUCGAACGACACCCAGGACCUCUCCUUCACCCAGGCGCCCUCUAAAGUGUGGCCUCAAGAGGAAUACAUUGUAGAGUAUUCCCUAGAGUACGGGUUCCUGCGUCUGUCUCAAACCACUCGACAACGUCUGAACAUUCCCGUUAUGGUGGUUACCCUGGACCCAGUAAAGGACCAGUGUUUUGGAGACGGUUUUAGCCGUUUCCUCUUGGACGAGUUCCUCGGCUAUGACGACAUACUGAUGUCCAGUGUUAAAGCUUUAGCAGAAAAUGAGGAAAAUAAAGGAUUCUUGAGGAAUGUGGUAUCAGGAGAACAUUACCGUUUUGUUAGUAUGUGGAUGGCACGUACCUCCUACCUGGCUGCCUUUGUAAUAAUGGUGAUUUUUACGUUGUCCGUGUCCAUGCUGCUCCGUUAUUCCCACCACCAGAUCUUUGUUUUCAUAGUGGAUCUCCUGCAGAUGCUAGAGAUGAACAUGACCAUUGCAUUCCCAGCUGCUCCUCUUCUUACUGUAAUCUUGGCUCUCGUUGGAAUGGAAGCCAUCAUGUCUGAGUUUUUCAACGACACAACUACAGCAUUCUAUAUCAUCCUGAUCGUGUGGUUGGCGGAUCAGUACGACGCCAUCUGCUGCCACACCAACACGAGCAAGCGCCAUUGGCUCAGGUUCUUUUAUCUCUACCAUUUUGCAUUCUAUGCGUACCAUUACCGCUUUAACGGGCAGUAUAGCAGCCUGGCUCUGGUCACUUCUUGGCUCUUCAUUCAGCACUCCAUGAUCUACUUUUUCCACCACUAUGAGCUGCCAGCCAUCCUGCAGCAGAUCCGCAUCCAGGAAAUGCUGCUGCAGAACCAGCAAGCUGCUCAGGGCAACCAGACGGCGUUGCAGGACAACCUCAACAACAACACCACAACUAAUGCUGUGGCACAUGCUGGCAGGCCAGCUCCAGCCGGCUCAGUCGUUGCCAAUAGCCAGGAGCACCAGUCACCCCUGGUCCAGCCACAGGCUGAAGCUUCUAAUGGCCUGCCUUCUCCCGCACCAAGUGAUCAGGAUUGGAUGUCUGAGACGGCAGCCAUCAUCACAGACGCCAUAAUCACGGAGGCACUAUCAGCCCCACUACUCGAGACUACAGCAUCCACUACAGGCAUCAGUGUGGCAAGGAGUCCAGAUACGGCAGGAGAGAAUCAAGAGAGAAGCGAAAGGUCAGCUGGACCCAAAGAAGUAGGAGGGAACGACGAGGGAGGAGCAACUCCUCACGUCACAAACUGCAGAGAAGCAGAGGCGGACAAAACAGACACGUGUCACUGGGACGCCAAAAAGGAGAGCGAAAGUCACACUGAGGCAGCAACAGCUGGCCCUCACUCCACCCCAUCCUGAGCUCAACUCUCACUCGGGUUCAGGUCCAAACCCCAUAAUUCCACCUUUUUACCUCUUCAACUAGCAGCAGCAACAGUGCUUUUCACCCUAAAUGCAUCCGUAAAGCGUCAAAGAGGAAGAAGAGCACCAACAGCGAUGGAAUGUGAUGUAAUCACAGCCUAGAAAGGAGUGGGUGAAGAGUAAAUGUUUUCUUUUCUUAAGGACUUGAAGUGAAAAUGGAUGCAUCUUGAAUUUUUUUUUUUGAAAAUGCACCACAUACGGGGGUGUGAUUUAAUUAGAGAGCAAUCGUUUUUUUUUUUUUUUUUUUUUUUUUUUUUUUUUUUUUUUUUUUUAAAGACGAUUGAUUUAAUGAUUGGUUUCUUUAAACACUGGGUGUGUUUGUAUACAGUAAUAUGUUUAACAAUGGUAGAACUGCUAAUGGCAUAUCGGGAGUCAUUCAGAGUUCAGCAUCAACCCGCGUUAUCCAAAAGGAAGGUCUCUUCUUUAUCGUAUCUGAUAAUUCAUGCCAAAUAGCGAUUAAUCUCCCGAUCGGAUUUGAGUUUUUGAGGUAUAAAGGUUCUUAUGCAGUAGCAGACGACCCAGUAUGAAGUCGAAACCAAGCUCUCACCUUGUGAAAGUAUAGUCUUGAUGCCUUGAAGAUUUGUUUGUAUUUUAAGUGCUUUUUGGAGACUGCAUUUAGGUGUCAAGGACUUUAUUUUUGAACUCCUUUAUUAAGGGAAAAAAAGAUCUAUUUGGAAAAGAUUCUUAGUCUUUAUAAUUUCAUUACCAAACUGGUUCAGUCCUGUUUCUGUGCAAUCCCAAGAAAAUCUGUAAAGGUGUCCUGGUGAAUCCUGUCUGGUUAGAGAGCAAGUCUUGUAAUUUGUGCUGAUAGGCCCUCUAUGUUUAGGGGUACAGAUAUUAUGUUAAGGCUAUUAAUUCCUUCGGCUUCGGUCCUUCAGUUCAGGAUGUUUCAUCUGUGGGCUUUGACAAUGGUCACCUUUAGCAUGUGGUACACUGAACCUGUUAAAUAGUGCUAUAAGGUUAUUACCAUAGCGCUGAAGUCUACUCCGAGGGAACAUCCUAAUGCGCUCGAUCUUGUUUUGUUGCUCUUUGCUUGUGUGUAUGUAUGUAUCGUGUUAGAAAAAGCAGCCAUACGAAUGGGUCCAUUUUUUUCCACCCCCAACAAAACCCAUUACGUCAAAUAGUAACUCUAACGGAACGUAGGAGCGCAGAAAUAGUGCGACUUUUUUUUGUUACUCCCUUAUCGCAAGGCCUACAAGACAGAGUUCAAUGUUUAACAGCGAGCAAGACACAAUGCGUGUCACAAAAGAGCAGGAGUCAUUAUGUUCGUGUCAGUUAGACAAAAGCAAGCGUUGGCAGAGAGAAGUGAAUAUUUAUAUGCACAAAAAAAAAAAACUAGAUCAGGAAGCAGAAUAAGUAGAGUUUGGAGUAUGCUUUAUAGAUCGUGCCUAGCAUGACAGAUAAAACCAACUGAAAGAGUUGAUUAUUUGAGUACAACAGACUUUAUUCUGUCAGAUAGACUAAGCUUAACGUGUUAGCAGGUUGUCUCGAUCUUUGGCUGAGAGAAGACUGGAAGUGCAAUUUCCUUGGCAGGGUUUCAUUUAAAGGCUAUGCAACAAAAUUGACAAGGUAAACGCCGGUGGCUCUGGGAAGAUGGUUUUAUCCAAAACGUGUGCAAUAAGUCAAGUCAGUCUGAGAGAUUUUCAGCACGAGUACGCCACAAAUGAGCUUUUACGAUCGAUUUUCUAUUUUUUUUCUCUUCUGUGCCUAUUUGCCUUUCUGUGUCCAUAAUGCAAGACGACGACGUCUCUAUCCAUUCAUCAUCGACGACAAAAACCCACAGUUCUGUGAUGAACUCUGUUUGCUCUUUCAUUCAGUUGUAUUUAAAUGUUUAAAAAUGAAAUGCAUAAACAGACAAAAGGAUUUUCCACUCCA
Tachysurus fulvidraco (yellow catfish) is the source of this 4674-nucleotide messenger RNA. It is a transcript of the gene tmem259, whose product is annotated as transmembrane protein 259. Lineage: Eukaryota; Metazoa; Chordata; Actinopteri; Siluriformes; Bagridae. The record is from RefSeq and is a predicted model, not a curated record. Gene Ontology annotation, biological process: response to endoplasmic reticulum stress; positive regulation of ERAD pathway. The transcript has 11 exons. The coding region runs from base 796 to 2739 and encodes 647 amino acids. Gene Ontology annotation, cellular component: endoplasmic reticulum.